Messenger RNA from Salvelinus sp. IW2-2015, 1398 nucleotides. RefSeq names its product zinc finger protein 239. Gene Ontology annotation, cellular component: chromatin; PcG protein complex; transcription regulator complex. The record is from RefSeq and is a predicted model, not a curated record. Gene Ontology annotation, molecular function: DNA-binding transcription factor activity, RNA polymerase II-specific; RNA polymerase II cis-regulatory region sequence-specific DNA binding. Lineage: Eukaryota; Metazoa; Chordata; Actinopteri; Salmoniformes; Salmonidae. Gene Ontology annotation, biological process: regulation of transcription by RNA polymerase II.
CCUAACACGUACCUGAGUUUUGCCCAGGUGAAAACAGAAGAAGAGGAGGAAGAGAUAUGGGGUGUGGCUCACCCAAGUACAGGGUUCUUCAACGUCAAGAAGGAGGAAGAGGAAGAAGCCAUAGUAUAUCCUAUACAGCCUAAUGACAACCCAAGCCCCACUUCUGACAUUACCAGCCACAGUUCUGAUGACUCCAGCCCUGACAAUGGCCCUAGAGCCACCCCUGACAAGAACAACCCCGCCAUAACAACGACCCCAGGUCUGGCCCUGCCAGUGGAGAGGCAUCGGACAAGGACCCUGCUUCCGGAGAGGAAGAUGAGGAGGGAGGGAGAGGAGCUCCAAGAUCUCAGCACCCAGGACUAAGCCCAACAAGACCAAAGACGGUCAUCAGAGGCCGUUCCCCUGCUCUAGGUGUGGGAAGCGUUUAUCCACCACUGUUAGCUUAGACAAACACAGAGAUCAUCCACACCCGACUGAGACCGUACCCCUGCUCCGUACCGGCCUGCACCAAGAGGUUCUGCUCACCAGCCGAGCUGAAGAGACACACACUCACACACACAGGAGAGAAACCAUUCCCCUGUCCAGACUGUGACAAGAGCUUCACCAUACUGGCUGCGUUAAAGACCCACCAGAGAACACACACAGGAGAGAGACCUUACGUCUGUGAGGUGUGUGGAAAGGGUUUCGCCCAAACGGGGAACCUGAGAUCCCACGAGCGCAGGCACACCGGAGAGAGACCGUUCUCCUGCUCCUUCUGUGGGAAGACAUUUGUGGAGUCUGGCCAUCUGAAGAAGCACCAGCGUAUCCAUACAGGAGAGAAGCCGUACCACUGCAGCAGCUGCCCCAUGAAGUUCCCUUCCUCCAGCGAGCUCAGGGUCCAUGAGAAGAUCCACAGCCAGGACAAGCCUCACAGCUGCUCCUACUGCGACAAGGCAUUCAAACAGCUGUCCAACCUCAAGCUCCACCAGAGAAUACACUCUGAGGAGAAGCCUUACGCCUGCUCCUACUGCGACAAGACCUUCCGUGCUCAGGGGACCUUAAAGGUGCACCUGAGGACUCACACAGGAGAGAGGCCUUACCCCUGCUUAGACUGUGACAAGCGUUUCAUCACGUCCUCAGAGUUAAAGGUGCACCAGAGGAUUCACACAGGAGAGAGGCCCUUCUACUGCUAUGACUGUGGGAAGAGUUACUAUCAGCUGAAGCAGCUGAAGGAACAUAUGAAGUUCAACCCGGACCACAGCACCACACGUAGCGGACUCAAUAACAUAGAGGACGAGGACAAGCUCUACUCUACGUCACACGAUGAUGAUGUAACGAUGUCUUGAUUUAUUUUUUUAGUUGGCUAYAAACAAACAUUUUUUUWAUUUAUUUAACCUUUAUUUAACUCGGCAAGUCAGU